AUGAAGACUGCCAUCCUUGCCUCCCUCAUUGCCAGUGCCGCUGCUUUUGCCCCAGCCCAACAAGGAGCCCACUCCAGCACUCCUUCUUCGUCCCUUCAAGCCAAGGAUUAUGCCAGUGAAGUCGGUGUCCAAGCUCCCCUUGGUCUUUGGGAUCCUUUGAACAUCCUGGACAGUGCCAGUGAAGAAAAGUACGAUCGCCUUCGUGCUACCGAGAUCAAGCACGGCCGCGUUGCCAUGUUGGGUGUUGUUGGAUACCUUGUCACGUAUGCCGGUGUCCGCUGGCCUGGAUUGGAGGAGGUUCCCGCCGGUUGGGCCGCCUGGAAGGCCCUUCCCGACGAGGUGGUUGGACAAAUGGUUGCCUCUUGGAUCUUUAUGGAGAUUGCCAACAGAGACCAAACUGGCGAUGCUGAAUUCGAUGGUGACUUCCGCAAUGGAUACCUUGACUUUGGCUGGGACAGCCAAUCUGCGGAAUGGAAGGCCAAGAAGAGAGCCAUUGAAUUGAACCAAGGACGUGCCGCACAAAUGGGACUUCUUGGACUUAUGGUCCACGAUGCCAUGGGCAAUGUUGGAGCCAUCCUUCCCCUUGCCAAGUAA
Messenger RNA from Cylindrotheca closterium, 594 nucleotides. The record is from the annotation of a GenBank genome assembly. NCBI's taxonomy places the organism in Eukaryota, Bacillariophyta, Bacillariophyceae, Bacillariales, Bacillariaceae.